Messenger RNA from Rhinichthys klamathensis goyatoka, 3494 nucleotides. RefSeq names its product phospholipase C, delta 3a (gene plcd3a). Gene Ontology annotation, biological process: intracellular signal transduction; lipid metabolic process. The record is from RefSeq and is a predicted model, not a curated record. Gene Ontology annotation, molecular function: calcium ion binding; phosphatidylinositol-4,5-bisphosphate phospholipase C activity. Bases 378 to 2738 code for a protein of 786 amino acids. NCBI's taxonomy places the organism in Eukaryota, Metazoa, Chordata, Actinopteri, Cypriniformes, Leuciscidae. The transcript has 15 exons.
UUUCCAGGCUAAAAACAAGUAGGCUAACAAAUCAAUUACGCAAUCUAUUUCUCUAUCCAGACAGUUUAUCUUAAAACAGAGGCUGUGACAGUAAAUGUGUCAUACAGUGUGUGAGUGAGUGACUCGUGUUCAUCAGAGAAAUAUUUAUCGCUCCUCGCCGGACUCGAGUUACGCGCUGCGUUUUUAGAAGCGUCAAGUGUUACGACAGGCGUCGCAGCAACAGCAGCGCAGCCUUCACAUGCAUUGACCGAAGGAUUUAAACGCACUUCUGGACUUUUUUUAUUUUUUAUUUUUUUGUCUAUUGAUUAUUCACAUUUACCUCUCGGUUCAGGGCGGUUAUAAGGAGUACUGUCUGGAACCGACGGAAUAUAUUCAACAUGUUGGGGAGAAAGAAGAAACCAGAGACCGUUCAGACUGAAACUAAAGGGUUCGAGUCGAAAACCCACGAUCCGCUUCGGAAGCUUGGUGUGUUGGACGAUGAAGAUGUGCGUGUGAUGCUGCAGGGAUCAAAGAUGGUAAAGGUUCGAUCUCAGCGUUGGAGGAAGGACAGGAGACUGAAGCUUCUGGAGGACUGUGUGACGGUGUGGUGUGAGUCCAGCAAAACCUCCCGCAAGGGCAAGAGACAGCAGACCUUCUCUGUGACGGAGGUGGAGUGUGUGCGGGAGGGCUGUCAGUCGGAGUGUCUGCGACGGAUGGCAGGUCUGGUUCCAGAGACCAACUGCUUCACUGUGAUCUUCCGUGGAGGAAGGAAAAGCCUGGAUCUGUGCUGCCCCACACAGGAGGAAGCGGAGCGCUGGGUGCGAGGCAUCCGCACACUCAAAGACCGAGUCUCCAACAUGAGUCAGAAAGAAAAGCUGGACCAUUGGAUUCGAGGCUAUCUGAGACGUGCAGAUCAGAACCAGGAUGGGAAGAUGAGCUAUGACGAGGUGAAACAUCUGCUACAGCUGAUCAACAUUGAUCUGAACGAACAGUACGCUCGCACCCUCUUUAAGAAGUGUGAUCGUUCCUGUGACGGGCGGCUGGAUCAUGUGGAGAUUGAGGAGUUCUGUCGUGAGCUGAUGCGCAGGCCGGAGCUGGACGCGGUGUUCAGGCAUUAUUCCAGUAACGGAUGUGUGCUCACAACAUUGGAGCUGCGGGAUUUUCUUGGAGACCAGGGCGAGGACCCAUCGCUGGCCCAUGCGAAGAGUCUCAUCCACACCUAUGAACUCAACAACUGGGCCCAGAAGAAUCUGUUCAUGACCCAGAACGGUUUCACCAUGUACAUGCUCUCGAACGAGAACGAUGUGUUUAACCCGGAUCACGCUCACGUGUAUCAGGACAUGAGCAGACCACUGGCUCACUACUACAUCUCUUCCUCUCAUAAUACAUACCUGACCAAAGACCAGGUGACCAGCGCCAGCAGCACUGAGCCUUAUAUCAGAGCUCUGCAUCAGGGCUGUCGCUGUGUUGAGCUAGACUGCUGGGACGGUGAUAAAGGAGAGCCCAUGAUCUUCCACGGACACACGCUCACUUCCAAAGUGCUCUUUAAAGAAGUCAUCGAGACCAUCGCUCAGUACGCCUUCAAGGCGUCUCCAUAUCCUCUGAUCUUGUCUCUGGAGAUUCACUGCUCAGUGGAGCAGCAGGCGGUCAUGGCGCAGCACCUCAGCUCCAUUCUGGGCAAAAAGCUCCUGAGAAAGCCACUCAACGAGCUUCCCCUCAAACAGCUGCCCUCGCCUGAGGAGUUGAUGGGGCGGAUCCUGCUGAAGGGGAAGAAGUUGAGUGGUCUGCUGGGGAAGAAUGACAGCUGGAUAAGCUUCUCAAAUAGCUCAGAUGAAGAUUCUGCUGUGGGAGGGGGCGGGAGCAAAAAGGAAUCUAAAAAGGAUCCUGGGAAGUCUGUGAGCACUAAACUGAGUCCAGAGAUGUCAGAUCUGGUGGUGUAUUGUCAGAGUGUGCCCUUCAGUAGUUUCGAGACAGCCAAUCAGAGACCUCCUAGCGUGAUGUCCUCUUUCUCCGAGAAUGAGGCGCUUAAACUCAUCAAAGACUCAGGGAAGAUGUUUGUUCGACACAACAGUCGGCAGCUGAGCAGGAUUUACCCAUCAGGCCAGAGACUACAGUCCUCCAACUACGACCCCCAGGACAUGUGGAACGGGGGCAGCCAGAUGGUGGCUCUGAACUUCCAGACACCAGGAGAGCAGAUGGAUCUGAACCAGGGCCGAUUUCUCCCCAACGGGCGCUGUGGAUAUGUGCUCAAACCUGACUUCCUGUGUCACCCGAAGUCCGACUUUGACCCUGAGAACACUGGUGGAGGACCAGGACAUAUACCCACACAACUUACCAUACGGGUGAUUACAGCUCAGCAACUUCCUAAAAUAAACACUGACAACCCCAACUCCAUUGUGGACCCGCAGGUCUGGGUGGAGAUUCAUGGAGUUUCCAUCGAUAAGGCUCGUGCCAAAACCCAGCGCAUUGACAACAAUGGUUUCAACCCCCGCUGGGAUUGUACUGUGAGCUUUCAGCUGCAGGUGCCUGAACUGGCCUUGGUGCGUUUCAUGGUGGAAGAUCACGACCACAAAUCUAAGAACGAUUUUAUUGGUCAAUUUACCCUCCCCUUCACCAGCCUGCGAACAGGUUAUCGUCAUGUUCACCUGCUAAAAGCAGAUGGCUCCAGUCUGUCUCCUGCCACCCUCUUCAUCCAUGUAAAGGUGGUGCGGCGGGGAGUUCCAAUUAAAACCGUUUCUGAGCGGAUAGGCAAAGCCUGAUGCUUCUGUCAUACAGUUGUUCCUGGAAAUACUGAAGUAAAAGCCACUGAGCCGAGCUCUUGAGGUGCUGUGACUCUUCAGAAUGAGACCACCUGAAGAAAACAUGUGACAUUGGACGUAUAUGGACAAACUCUGUGCGCAGCAAUCUGAAGAAAGUCAGUGUAGACCUGCAUUUGGCUUUUUUUCUAUUGUUAAUCUGUGGUGUCAGAGCGUGUUAUGGACAUGUUAUGGUGGAAUCUAAAUAUGCUAAAGUAAGUAUUGUUAGAAGUUACAAGUCAGUGUUGUUUAUAUAGUCUGUUUCCAUGGAGACAGAAUUCUAUUGAGUCUGAGCCUUGAAUUUAGAAUAUUUAACACAUUUUAUAAUAAUUAUUUAAUAUUUCAAUUGAAUGUAAGCUAGUCUUGAGAUUCUGGACAAGAAUUGGAUGUGCAUGUAGAUAGAAAUGAUCUGUCUUUAAUUGUUUUAAUGUUUGAAUAUUGUAAUUGUGUUGGUGGUUUUGAUAUGCUGAAUACUGACAAGAUAAAGAAAGCGUAGACAAAAAACAUAUUGAAAGGAUACAGAAAGCAUAGCAAGUAUGGACUGUUUAGUAAGGUUUAUGACUGAUUACGUUUUUAUGCAAGUAUAUUUUAAUUGAUUUUAACACUUUUAGCGUUCCAGUUAGGUCAUUCUGAGAAAUAAUAUAUCUAAAAUCUAAUCUAAUAUUUUUGAAAUAACCAUGACUAAUGAUGAAAUUUGUGUUUAACAUAAUGUCUGAGACA